Meleagris gallopavo (turkey) is the source of this 1099-nucleotide messenger RNA. The record is from RefSeq and is a predicted model, not a curated record. NCBI's taxonomy places the organism in Eukaryota, Metazoa, Chordata, Aves, Galliformes, Phasianidae.
CCCUUUCCUCACUGUGGGUGCCCUUUGCUGGACUCCUUGCUUGUGUGGAAGAUGUCCUGCUCCAGCCUGUGUGCCCCUGCCUGUGGGGUGGCCGCCCCGGCCCCACUGGCUGACAGCUACAACGAGCCCUGCGUGCGCCAGUGCCCAGACUCCACCGUGGUGAUCCAACCCCCGGCCACCGUGGUCACCUUCCCCGGGCCCAUCCUCAGCUCCUUCCCGCAGAGCUCCGUGGUUGGCUCAGCAGGAGUGCCCGCCGUUGGAUCUGGCUUGGGUGGCACCUUUGGACGUAGUGCCGGCUUUGGGGGCUAUGGAGGCCUGGGAGGCUAUGGAGGCUCUUAUGGCCUUGGGGGCUUUGGGGGCUAUGGAGGCUUUGGCAGCUGUGGAUACGGUGGCUUGCGCCGAGGUCUGGGAUACCUCAGCGGCAGCUGUGGGCCCUGCUAAGCACAGCACUGCCUCUGUCUGUGGUUGAAGGAGAGUUCUGGAGAAGCUCCUGAAGAAACAUGUCCCCACCUGAUGCCAUGAGGAAGGCUCCCCUCUGGAAGUGCUGGGCUCUGGUGCUUGGACACCUCAUACUUGCAUGGAGACCAGCACUUUCUUGCUCUGCUCCAUCUUUGCUUCAGGACUCACUGCUCUGUGAUGAUGCAGCCCAGUGCUGACUGCCUGCUCUUUUCCCUCUGACCUCUGCAGGGAGAUGGGGACAGCCUCUGGCCAGGGGCUGUCCUUCUGCCACCUCCAUCCUCUUCCCCUGAACUUGUAAUAAAGGCUCUCUUGCAUCACAGAUUCCAUCUCUGAGUUUUGCUUCACCCCUCUUGUGUCCCCAGUUCCCACAGUAUCUGCACAGGCUCUAUGGAGCCAUUUCCAAAAUCUCCCAGCUGGGCCUUCUCAGGAGCGCUGUGGGCACUGCUCCCUCCCCUCUUACCUGCCCUUGGCUCUAUGGCUCCAGCUGGAGCUCACCCCAUCCAGGCCCCAUACCCCAGUGCCUUCAGCAGUUGCUCCUCCCUCAGAGCUCUCUCCCUUUCCUCUGCCCCUGAUUCCUGCCUGCCGCAGCCCAAGGAGAGCUCAUGGAUAACAGUGAGCUCAGUACCCACUCUUGAGCGUC